Molecule: messenger RNA, 1022 nt
Organism: Spodoptera frugiperda (fall armyworm)
Lineage: Eukaryota; Metazoa; Arthropoda; Insecta; Lepidoptera; Noctuidae
Exons: 5
Coding region: 141-926 (261 amino acids)
Source: RefSeq, a predicted model, not a curated record
GCGCAAUUCAACCGUCAUAGUAGGCAUAGGUAGAGAAUAAUAGACGUACGUAAUUUAUCAUUUAGUUUUAUGAUACCUCGCUUCAGUGUUCAUGCAGUACGUUCUUCGUACAUUCAUGUUAUACGCAUAGAGGUUAAAAAAUGAUCUUCCAAAGAGUCACGGUGUUUUUUACGUUGUUCGUAUUUUUCGUUUUUUGUGACACUGGUUUUGUUGAUAACCUUCCAAAAUGUCACCUCAAUGAUGAUGAAUGUUUAAGAGAUCUGUACGAAACAGUGAUCAGGGAUAUUGGUAAGCAUGGAAUACCAGACCUGAACAUUCCACCAGUGGACCCAAUUCGUCUGACAAAUGUAACUGUGUCUGUACUGAAUAUUAUGAACAUCACAAUGAUAGAAGGAGUUGCCAAAGGCAUUAAAGACUGCCUUUUUGAAAAAUUCAGUAUAAACAUUACUUCAGAAAUCGGCCAUCAAGAGAACACAUGUGAUCUGACUAUCAAAGGACAUUACAAGAUUGAUACGACGAGCUCCUUAGCAGAAAACAUUCUGGGAGGAAUGUCAGUACACGGUGAUGGGAAUGGGAAAGUCAAAAUUGACAAAGUGCAUUUGAAAUUUGAUUUUCCUUUUUACGCCCAAAGGCGCGAUGACGGCGAGAUCUACAUAAAAUGCAUUUACGACCUCAUCAAGUACGACUAUGAAUUCGGAGGGAAAGUCACUUUCUUUGCCGAUAAUCUUUAUGUUGGUGAACAGGAAAUCAGCGCUUCUAUCAUACCGAUGUUGAACGAAAAUUGGCGUUUCGUGAUGUCAGGUUUUGGUCAGCCAUUCGUGGACAAAGCCAUGGAGUUCUACUUCAGAUUCGCUGGUUACUUCUUCGAUAAUAUUCCUGCUAGACAUUACAUCAUUGAUGACCUGUCGCCUUAUGCUAAACCCUAAUUUGAAAAAUUGUCCUCAAUUUGGUUGUCAAGGUUGUACCUCAGUUUUGUUGUUAAUUGACUUAAAUAAAGAGUAUUAUGUAUUAAUUGUUCAAUA